CGCAGAGGAAGAGAGGAGUGUGGCGCUCAGGAGAGGAUAAAACUGGACUGUUUAACGAUUUCUCUGGAGAAGGAAGAUAAGAAAAUGCUUGUGGCUUCUCAAACCAACACAUAAGCAUCAGAAACUUAAUAGGAGGCAGCCUCAGAGAGAGAGGGCCGCGUAGAGUUAGCGUGAGGACACUGGCUGCUUUGUGAGCCCCUUUGGCCGCACCCGACCUCUAUGCGCAUCUGCCUCCACGUGGACCCCAAGGAGUCUCAGGCCUUUCAUGGAACGCUGCUUGGCAGCAUCGGCAGCCAGGCAUCGGAAGUGACAACCAUGAAUGCCGCUCCCGUCCCGCCGCCGCCGAUCCCCCCUCCUCCUCCUCCUCCUCCCCCUCCUCCGCCUCCGCCCCUGCCGGUCACGGCCACCUCCAUUGGCCGGCUGGACUCAGCACGUCGACAGCGCCUCCGCAACCUCAACUGGGAGCGGAUCCCAAAGGAGCGUGUGGAAGGACGCAAGAACGUGUGGAGCUUCUCCCUAGCUGGCGACGACGACUUCCUCAUCGACCUGCACUCUCUGGACGAACUCUUCGGACAGAAGGAGGCUCGCAAGCCGGACAGAGGAGACAGCUUCAGGCGCAGCCUGCGCCGAUGUAGAUCCCCUCAGGAAGCUUGUGCCGACAAGGUUUCCCUGCUUGACUCAAAGCGCAGCAUGAAUGUUGGGAUAUUUCUACGGCAGUUCAAAACCGCAGCCAAGGAGAUUGUGGAGGAUGUGAGGCAGGGGGCCGGGGAGCGCUACGGGGCCGAAAAACUCGCCGAGCUGUGCAAGCUGCUGCCUGAUAGCGAGGAGGAAGCACGGUUGAAAAGGUUUAUAGGAGAGCGUAGCAUGCUUGGAGAGCCAGACCUCUUCAUGCUCUUACUGGUGGAAGUACCAAAUGUUCGCCUGCGCCUGGAUGCCAUGAUCCUACAGCAGGAGUUCGACCCUGCUGUGACCUCUCUCUGUGUGGCGGCCAGAUGUCUGGGGGAGGCAGCUCGAGAGUUGCUGAAGUGCCAGAAGCUUCAUUCCAUCUUGCGCCUGGUGCUCAAAGCUGGGAACUACAUGAAUGCUGGAGGUUACGCGGGGAACGCAGCCGGCUUUAGGAUUGCCUCUCUGCUCAAACUGGCCGACACCAAAGCCAACAAACCAGGCAUGAACCUCCUCCAUUUUGUUGCCAUGGAGGCUGUAAAGAAGGAUGAGGACUUACUGACCUUUCCAAGCCAGCUGAGUCAUGUCAGUUCAGCCUCAAGGCUAUCAGAGGAAUCUGUGCUUGAGGAUCUGUGCCGGUUACAGAACAGAGUAGCAGCACUGAGAAUCAGUGCUCAGACAGAGGCUGAGAUUGAACAGCAGACAAGAUCUUUCCUGGAGACCGCAGAAGUGAGGCUGAAGGAAGCCCAGGAUGAGGUGGAUAGCUUACGUAAGACUAGCCAGGCAUUGGUGGAUUUUUUCUGUGAGGAUGAGAGCUCCUUCAAGUUGGAAGAGGCCUGCCGCAUCUUUCAGUGCUUUUGCCAUCGCUUCCAAAAAGCUGUGAGGGAGAACACUGAGCGGGAGCGGCAGGAACAGAGGCGUGCAGAGCGGGAGCGGGAGAACACUGAGAAGCGACGCUCGUUGGCGCUGUGUGGUGGCCUUGAGCUGGGUCGAGAGCCUGAUGACCUGGAGCGCACGCUGGAGAGGAACCUGAGCUACACCUGGAGCCGGCGCAGCCUCCGCAGACAGUCGCAACAUGUCCUCAACUAUGAGUGCAAAAGCUCGGACUCUAACUCACCAAGACCUCUUAGUUCUGAGGGAGAAGACCUCCAACAGGUCAUCGGCUCAGAGGGUUACGGUAGAAACUCUGUGCUUAGUAGGCAAACACUAACUAAGGACAGUGUUAAUAGCACAAACGGCCAGAGCAGAGUUGAAAUGGACGCUUCAAUAGGGGAAUGUUUAUUAAGAACGGACUCUGCAUUUGGCCUUUACAGAAACACGGAAGUUGUUCAGGACAGUGUGAAGAGCCAAGCUGAUGCUGCUACAAGGUUUUGUCCAAGGAGAGUGUCCAGUGAUGAUGCCUUUAUUUCUCCAGGAGAUAAUACCAUAGUCCAGCAACAGGGGUCAACGAAUGUCUCAUCCCUCACAGGAAUGUCCCCUAAGAAGGUGUUGAAAGUUGAGAGACAGGUACAUGACGUCUCUGAAAGGUUAGCAGAUAUAACAACGGAUGUUUUAGAGGAAGUAGGGAAGCAGGACAGUACAGAUGCUGCUGAAGCUAGCUCUCAGCAUCAUCUGUCUGAGAAAAGAAUGGCCCUGGAGGCUGAUACUAAGAAGUUAGGGACAGUUAUGGAGAUUUGGCCGGGGUCCUGCCCUCCUGCAGCGGCCCCGCAGCUGGCCCAGGAACCGGAACCGGCCAGCCCGGACAGAGAGCGGACAUACUUGCGGGUAGGCGAGACUGUGGAGUGCCACACUCUAGUGAAGGGCCUGCAUUCUUACGAGGCCCUUUCGCCCACUGUGCCACGGCCUUCCCCCAGCCACUGCUCCAAAUGGAGGAAGGAGCUGGAGGCUGAGGAGAGGGACGGAGCAAGUUCACCUCAGGCCAAGGAAGACCCACGUGCUGGAAAGACCUCAGCUCGAGGGCCUGCUAAAAGGGGGAUGACACCCCGAAGUUUGCUCUCUAACAGCACUGGCGUUCCAAAAGUGCGGGCCAAGGCAGAUUCAAGCCUUUCUGAGGGACCUUCCACCCCUCGUGCUUCACGCCUCACCCCUCCUCGCACCUCCUCUAUGCGCUUGUCCCCUAUCACGCGGCCCACCAGCAUCCAAAGUGAGCUGAAGCGCAGUAGCAGCACGCGGGACAAGGCGAGCGGGCAGUCUGACACGCUGGUGAAGCAAAACCGGCGACCUGCAGAGAAAGCCAGCCAGGAUAAGGAGAAGGUGCUCCCGGGCCGUGAGCCGUUUGUCAGGGGCUCCCCGUUACGAGUGUCCAAGCGGCUCGCCUCCAACUUUGAACCCCAGAGCCCGUGCCAGGCUCGCACCGUCCACAGCCCAACAGCAGCUACGAACGCAAAGACCAUUCGAACUGCUGUCAUCAGUGCAGCCAAAGCAAAAACAGCCAAGAAUGCAGACAGUGCCUCCACUAAGGUGACAUCAGGGGCGAGGAUUGCAGGCCCCAAAGUCCCACGACCUGCCACUCAGCCUAUGUGGAGGUGAUGUUUGAAGGUCUUCACUUAGUGGUGACAACACAGACUGUGGUAUAUAUGUGUGUGUGUGUGUGUGUGUGUGUGUGUGUGUGUGUGUUUGUGUUUGUAUGUAUAUGUGCAUUUAAGGGCAUUUGUAGGGUGCUCGCAGGCAUUUGAAUGAAUAGUGUAGAGGGAUUAAAAGCACCUAUUUUCCUUUUCGGACUGAAGUCACUGCGACGGGUUUUGUUGUCUAAACCAUCAAUUCAGUCCUAUCACCUAGCUCUGUCUCUGUCCAGAAUGCCCUUAGAUAAAAGAGCCAUUCAUUCUUUUUAGCUCGAAAGGGCCUGAGACCAGGGCACUGAAAUAGAUCCCAAAGAGAGGAGGACAGCCACUCCUCUCAGAGUCCUCCACUGAGUUAGGUGUCGCGAUGCGAUUUAUCCUUUUCAAAACAUGGUGACUGUUAAUGAUGUGGACACAGUCCACAGAGCUGGGUGCAGCACUGCCUACCUCUGAACAGUAGGGUGCUCUGUGCAGGCUACGGAGCACCUCUGGAGGAAAGUCAAAUGCAAUUCCUGCCAGAAAAGUUCUUAUAGCAGCCCGUCUUUGGACCCGACAAGCUUUGUCGUUCUUAGUUUUGAAUGUCUUAAUUCAAAGUGUUUGUCCUUUGUUCCUCUUAGCUCUCAGUGUAUCACGUGACAUUGUGAAAAUGUCGAACAGUUACAGUGAGACAUGGCACUUGGGUGUAAGGACCUGCAGUUACUGAGUGAUUUUUAUAUUGUCUGUCUUCAUGCACAGCAUCCACACACUGCCACACAAAUGGUCCUUACACCAGUUCAAAGUGACCGAGUAGUUUAGAUUAGGUACAAAGUCAUUAAUUUAAGACAAAAAUCAGUUGUGAAGGGAUAUGUAGGUCUUAAUGCAAAGUCCCAAAGCUGCAUGAGAGAUACCACCAUGUGAGCGGUAUGUUACCACUGUUUCGGUACGCAGC
Messenger RNA from Colossoma macropomum (tambaqui), 4149 nucleotides. It is a transcript of the gene fhdc2, whose product is annotated as FH2 domain containing 2. Bases 220 to 3192 code for a protein of 990 amino acids. NCBI's taxonomy places the organism in Eukaryota, Metazoa, Chordata, Actinopteri, Characiformes, Serrasalmidae. The record is from RefSeq and is a predicted model, not a curated record. The transcript has 12 exons.